This is a messenger RNA of Alternaria arbusti, 1140 nucleotides long. RefSeq lists its product as uncharacterized. Lineage: Eukaryota; Fungi; Ascomycota; Dothideomycetes; Pleosporales; Pleosporaceae. The transcript is spliced from 2 exons. Bases 1 to 1140 code for a protein of 379 amino acids. The record is from RefSeq and is a predicted model, not a curated record.
AUGCCACCAAAGCGCACCGCAGCCGUCCGUAGCGAGACCUCCCAGGCCGCCGUACCAACCUCGAAGAAGUCCAAGAUUGAGCCUGCGGAUCCACCACCAGACCCCAUUCCCAAUGGCUUGGAAGCAGCAAAGUCGGAAAUCACCAAAAGGGUUGAAAGCACACGAAAAGAGCCAUGUCGUCAUCGACCCGAUGUGCUUUACAAACUCAAUGCCCCCAAAGGCGACCCUGAAGGCGUACUCCGUGGCCUAAACGUCUCUUGGAUUCACGAACAAAUGGAGCGCGACGCCCAAGUCAACGCGGCAUUUGCGUCACUUCGACAAACUUUAGAAGAAAGCAAACCUGCCCCACGCAUCGAAAGCCCCUACGUUAAGAAAGAUAUAUUUCUACCCCAGGAGGACUGGGACAUGUUCUCAAGCGAAGUCUUUACAAAGUACUUAUUUGAUGAGCUUGACAAUGAUCGAGCACUCGAGUUCUAUGAUCCUCACUCAAAGCUUCACAACGGCAAAUGCGGCAAAUGCGGUAAAUGCGGCAAAUUCGGCGGCAUAAUCAACGAUGUAAAAGGGCUACAGGGGAAGCUAAAAGCGUUCGACAUGCCACAACAUGCGUCACUCGAGCCUAUAACCGUGAAAACAACGAGUCGAUGUCGACAAAUCAAGAUGUGGUUUGCUGGCAACGGGUGUAUGAGGAUGCAGUGCGAAAUGGGCAGUAAAGACCACUUCAGAAACGGGUAUACGACGACUGUGGUGUGGAGCUGUAUCCAGAAAACUAAGGAACGCCAAGAACGCGAAGCCGAAGAAUUGGAGGUGAAAUGGGCGAAGCAGGAAGAGGAGGCGAAAGCUAUAGAAGCGAAGCAACGACAAGAGCAGAAAGAGAAGGAGCGGGAAGAAGAUAGAAAAUCGAUGGAGAAACUUAAGGAGAUGGCAAAACGAAGAGAGGCUCUGAGGCAGAAACAUGCAGAUGGUGAGACAAACAGUUCUGAGUUGGAGGAAGAAGAGGAUGAAGAGGAUGAAGAGGACGAUGAGGACGAUGAGGACGAUGAGGAUGAGAUUAUAGACAGUGAAGAAGAUGAGUGGCUUGAAAGUAAUCCCUAUACCGCGCCCCCUGGCUCUAUCUUCAUUCGGCGAGCAGGAUUAGACUGA